AGAACUGCGCGCGAUAAAAGUAUCAUAAGACCAAUUAGAUGUUUGACCUGAUAGGCCGAGAGAUCAAGAGAGCGCGAGCUCUAAUCGGUGUGUUUAUGUGAAAUUUCUGGUGACAUUUCAUGAGGAGAAAUAAAUUGUAGCUAAUGCUAAUGAGGGGGCUGCGUGGGGGGGCAAUUGCACGCGCCCCUUUUCUUUAUAUAAACUGAUGAUUAACGCAAAGGUGAGACGGUUUGUUCCUUUGCUGGUAACGUGACGCUGCUCCAGAAAGCCCAGACAGGCAUGAGAACCGUCUGUGAAGUGAGUAACCGCUGAUGACUUCUCGGAGCUGAUGGAGGAGCCCCGGGGAGCCGCCGGCUCGUCCGCGCGUUUUCGUCCAGCGAACUGCCUGGCGCGCGAGGCGGCACACGAGCGCACUUGAACUUGAGUCCCGAGCACGCGAGCGUGUGCACCGGGCCACACGCGCGUAUACGCGGGCGGGCAGAAGCAUCUUUCGUCGCGUGAGUCGACUCGAAGUAGCCUCGAACACCGUAGGAAACUGGGAAACAUCGGACCAAGGCUUGUUGGAAGAAAAGGAGGAGGUGUCACGUCUGCCCGCCUGGUGUCUCUCUCUCUCACUCACUCACUCACUCUUUCUCUUUCUCUCUCUCUCUCUCUCUCUCUCUCUCGUCUGUGUGUGUGUGUGUGUGUGUGUGUGUCUGUGUGUGUAUGUGUCUCUCAAUCAGCGAGGCUAGUGCCGCCGGAGCCAAGAGUUGCCGUUCCGCGCACCAAUGCCAAAACGCACAGGAGGAGUCAGUGCCAAAGGGUCAUUUAGCGCACCACUGCUGAGAUGGAAGGACUGUAGGGAGCACACAGAGUCAACAGCUGCUAUUUGGCCCCCACAGAUACGGCGAUCAUUGGCUUUUAAGAGAAAAAUCUUUAAAGAAUAAUAAUAAUAAAAUAAAAAAAGGGGCGAUUUUCUAUCAGCGCGGUCGCUGCAGAGGUUGGGAAGUCCAGGAUUUCUUUUCCCUUUUCUUUUUUCUUUUCAAUCUGCAAACAAACGCCACACUUCUCCCAACCUGCUUUCAGCGAUCCAUCGCAGCAACAACAACAACAACAACAACAAAAGAGAGAAAGAAAAAAAGAAAGAAAAGAAAGCCCCGCUUUGGCUUCCUCCCCCACUACCCGAUCCAGGUGUUGCUUCCACGGCAGGACACCGUGCGCGGAUCUUCCGACUUUCAGCCCUGCUGCUCCGGCUCCUUAACGCGCAUCAAAAGUUUACACCUUCAGAGACUGUCGACCGGCUAGCGAUAAGAGCGCGCGAUCCGAGGGAGUGCGGAGGAGAGAGAGAGAGAGAGAGAGGUAGAGAGAGAGAGAGAGAGAGCUGCUCACCGACACCACGGUUCAAGCCGACUCCAAGUGCCGUUCACCGGGCGAUGCCAGAGUAAAUGCCGGGGCAAUGUCCCGCCGCAAGCAGGUGAACCCGCAGCACUUAUCGUUGACGCACAGGGAGACGGUCCAAGCGGAGGUCAACCAUGACUCAGGCGCCCGAUCUCCCUCUCCGGAGCCGUCCACCCCGAGUCCUCGGAGGAUGGGGCCCGGGGAGCACGACCUCUUGACCUGCGGCCAGUGUCAGACCAACUUCCCCCUCGGCGACAUCCUCAUUUUCAUCGAGCACAAGCGGCGGCUGUGCAGGGGGCCCGGCGGUGGCGGGCCCGGCACCUUCUCCAAGCCCGGCGAGGCCGGCGGGAUCAUGGGCGUUCCCGUCUCGCCCCGGGCCCGCUCGCUGGAGCUCGGCAGAGGGGGGUCGCUUCCGGUGGAGGUGGGCGUCCAGGUGACCCCCGGAGGGGAGGAAGACGAACGCAGGAGGCUGACCCCAGCCAAGGGAAUCUGCCCCAAACAAGAGAAAGGAGAUAAAGACGAACCAUCCAGCUACAUCUGUACUACCUGCAAGCAGACCUUCAACAGCGCCUGGUUCCUUCUUCAGCAUGCCCAGCACACUCAUGGCAUCCGCAUCUAUCUCGACAACCAUCUGGCCAACUGCUCCCUCACUCCCCGCAUGGCUCUCCCUCCUCCCCCGGGAGUCGAUGCCUUGCCUCGCUCCCCUCUCCCUACUUUCCUUGGCGACACCAACAACCCAUUUCACCUCCUCCGCAUGGCUGCGCCCUUGCUCAGGGAACAUCCCCACCCUCCAGGGUACAUGGAGACCCGCCUUCCUGCGACACCGCCCUUUGUCAGCCCUCCGCCUCCCCCUAGGCCACCUCUAGAGCGACUGGGCCCAGAGGAAAUGGGGCUGCUGUCACAGCACCCCAGUGCCUUUGAGAGGGUGAUGAGAAUGACCCCCAUGGAGCCUCCUUCCAUGGACUUCUCCCGUCGACUGAGAGAACUAGCAGGCAACACAACCAAUAACGGCGGGCCCACGCCUCCUUUGUCACCAAACCGCGUGCCACCCAUGCACCGUCUGCUGAGUCCAACACUUUUCCAGCCUGGUGCCAAGCCCCCAACAUUUCUCACCUAUGCCCCACAGCCACCUGUAUCCCAGGGGGGCCACGGCUCCUCCAGCCCUCCAGACGCACAGGGUCAGAAUAAUGCCCCUGGAAAGUCGAAAUCUUGCGAGUUCUGUGGCAAGAUCUUCAAGUUUCAGAGCAACCUAAUUGUCCACAGACGCAGUCACACAGGAGAGAGGCCCUACAAGUGUCAUCUGUGUGAUCAUGCCUGCUCCCAGGCCAGCAAACUUAAAAGGCACAUGAAAACACAUAUGCACAACAAGUCUGGGAACAUGACGGGCUCCCCAGAACAGGGGAGUCGGGGAGAGGAAGGAGAAGGUGAUGGAAAAAAUCGAGAGGGCGAUGUGAGGGUUAUGGAGAUGGAGAAUGAGGAAGAAGAGGAAGAUGAGGAAGAAGAGGAGGAGGAAGAAGAGGAGGAGGAGGAAGAGCUAAGGAAUGGGAGUCGACCAGAUUCCAACCUAAGUGACGACUCCCAGGAAUUCAGUCACAACAGAGAAAAUGGUCCCAGACAGUCCCCUGAGGAGAAACCCAUGGGUGGGGACAGAGUUAAUGACAAUGGAGGGAUGGGCAUGAUGCAUCCAUACAACCACCUGGACAAUCACCUUAGACUUAACCCUAACAAGAGAAGCUUGGAGAGGCAACCUAAUGGAGACAGUGGGGAGAGGAAUGAAGUUGAGAGAGAAAAUGACAGGGAACCAGACAGAGAGCGAGAGGAGCAAGAGGAUAUUAGGCCCAUGAUGAAUGGCAGGAUCAGUGUAAGUGAAGUGGAGGCCUUUCCUGGGCUUUUUCAGCGUAGGCCCACUCCCAUCACCAGCCCGAGCCCCUCCAACAACAAGAGGAUCAAGAUAGAGAAAGAACAGUUGGAUAUUCCUCCAACCAUACCCCUCAUAUCCCCAGAAAAUGUCUACUCCCAGCUUCUGGCUGGCUACGCUGCUUCCCGCCACUUCAUCAGAGAACCUUUCUUGGGGUUCACCGACUCCCGCCAAUCGCCGUUCGCCACCUCCUCCGACCACUCCUCCUCGGAAACGGGAAGCCUGCGCUUCUCCACUCCGCCCGGGGAGCUGAUCGAAGGCGGCAGCGCGUCGGGGCGCAGCGGAAGCAGCACCCCUCACCUCCUGCGCGGACCGGGGCCCGGCCGGCCUCCCAGUUCGAAGGAGAGGCGAAACGACACCUGCGAGUACUGCGGCAAGGUGUUCAAGAACUGCAGCAAUCUGACAGUCCACCGGCGCAGCCACACGGGGGAGCGGCCGUACAAGUGUGACCUGUGCAGCUACGCCUGCGCCCAGAGCUCCAAGCUGACGCGUCACAUGAAGACCCACGGUCAGUUCGGGAAGGAGGUGUAUCGAUGCGACAUUUGCCACAUGCCCUUCAGUGUCUACAGCACACUGGAGAAACACAUGAAGAAAUGGCAUGGUGAACAUUUGAUGGCCAGUGAGGUCAAACUGGAGCAAGCGGACAGAGGUUAAGCCACCAGCGAUAAGUUAUAAAGCAUAUUGUAUACAGUACACACACAUCUUCGCUCUCCCUUCACACAUACACACACGCAACACACACACACAUCCACACACCUCCUAACACCACUUCUUCAGUGACGGGGCUUGGCUGGAUUAUCGCUCUCUUGAAAAAAGAAAAAAAAACAAACAAAAAAAAACAAAUUAAGAUUGAUUGAUGUUUAUCAUUUUUUCUUGUCACAGAAACUGCCACCUGAGAAUAUUACCAAAUGGAAACUUUAAUAACUUGUCUGAAAUGCUCAACUGGGUGUUUCAUGGCAAACAGUCUGAGGAUUUUAUCAGUUAGGAAUCUAUGGAGCCUUUCUACUGUGCAAUAAUUUCUGUAUUUAUUGGAUUUUUGUAAUGAUAUUUGGCAUGUGCAGGUAAACCUUUGUGGGAUUUCAUAUGGAGUUAGUUUUGAAAUGUUCUAAAAAGAAACUUUUUUUUUUCUAAAAUGCUAUAACUGAGAAGACGUCCCCACGAAUACAAUGUUUUACUUUUUUUUUUGUUCCUUUAAGGAAGCUUGUUAUCCUGUGAGAGUAAAUUUGUGUGAAGCAGUUAGCUUUUAAAAGUUUCAAAAAACGAAAAGGGAAAAACAAAAAAAAACAAAAAAAAAGACUUGUUUUCUAUAUUACCUGCAGCAGCGGAUUACAAUCCAUUCCCUCAUACAGGCCUAAAGCACUGAAUGUCUGCCUGACAAUAAAACAUCCUUUCUGGAUUUUAAAAAUCCGACAUUAUCUUAGAGAUCUGGUACGUUGGUGUUAAUUUAUUCAGGGAGUGUUGUCCUUUUUAAGAAAUGGCAAACAAAAAAAAAACAAAACAUUGGAACAAUUUCAAAAUGCAGUUACUGUAUCGGUGUCCUUCCUGCAAAAAAGGACGUAAAUAAAGGUUGCACUUGACAGAGAUACCCUUAAACUGAUGCUCAGUACAUUCCUAAUGUAGGAUUAAACCACCAUAUUUAAUAUGUUGAAUAAGUUAAGACUACUUGUGAUUAAUGUGAGAAUGGGAACAGUCCUUUUUAUGGUUUGUAAAUAUUCUUUUUUUAUAUAUAUAUGUUAAAGUAGCCCUGACUGUAAAUGAAAGAUGGCCUAAAUCUACACAAUCAAAAAACAACAAACAAAAAAACCAGCUGCUUACAUAUCUGACAUGUAACUACCAUCCUUUUCUUUUCUUCAUUAAGCCCACCUCCAGUUCACUGUCCAACGUCAUUUGUUGAGCAAAAUUUGCUUUCCUGUCAAAACCACUCCCUCCUGUGUCUGAUGUGGAACGUCUCGGCGACCAGAGCUGACUUCCUGUACCCCCCCCCCCAAAAAAAACAAAACAAAAACAACAAAGAAAUCUGGUUCUCAACUGAAAUGAAACUCGCGUCCCUUUGCGCUCCGCUGCUCCGAGCUUCUCCCUCUCUCUGAUGGCGUCUUUUCUCAGCCCACCAGUUCAGAUUCAAGCAUUAAGAGUUGGUUUUUAAACGGGAAGGCCGCUCAUUCGCCUCACGCGGCGAGACGAGGGGGCUUUAACUCCCUGUAGCAGAUUUUGAGACAGUGUGCCCGUACGUGUCUUUUGGGGAUUAUAUUUUUUUUUAUAUAUAUAUAUAUAUUUUUUUUUUUUUUUCUGCAUUGUUCAUCCUAAAAUGAGUCUGUUUGAACAAAAAGAAAAAAAGAAUGAAAAAGCCAUAUGAGUUAUGAUAAUUUGGAGCACAGCUGCACUAGGGGAUGGCCGAGCGACCUUGAGUAGGGGCUAUUCUUGUGGCAAAAAUGAAAGAUUGGAGCCGAGAAAUGAAGACGUGCGAGAAAGAAACAGAGGGAGAGAGAGAGAGAGAGCAAGACCUUGACUGGGGAGAGUAGUCAUUCAAAUGAAAUUGGAAGCAUAUGAAACAUGUAUUUUUUAAGUUGUAUUUUUUUGGUACCCAAAUGCACAUCUACUGGCCACAUCUUAUAACAGACCAUCAGAGUGAGACAGAGCGAGCGUGAGAGGGAGGGAGACAGACGGCGGAGCCACAAGAAAGGAGAGCGAGGCUACAUCUUUCAUCCUAGCGCCGCAAUCCUCAGCCAUCGAAAUCAUAAUCACUUGAAAGUUUGACCUACCAUUUUGGCCUAUUGUCAGGUUUUAUCUGCACCACUUCGCUUUGAUAGAACAAAAAGAUAUACUGCGCUUUAAAUGCAAUCUCACUUCUUCUUCAUCAUCUUUUCUCUUUUUUUUUCCUGGCAAAUCUGAGAAAGACAAAAAAAAAAAAAAAUGUCGCGGUCACAAUGAGAGCUCAGCAUAAGCUACGUCGUUAGGUUAUCAUUUUGGUGAAUCGACACAACAGCGAGACUGGCGGGAGAGAAGCUUGCUUGCAUAUUGUUUUGCGUGAAUGCAAAAACAAUUUAAAGGAGACGAGAGAGAAAAGGAAUCAAGGUGCUUUCUUAUUUUUGUUUCUUUUUAAACACGUCGUGUAUUAUUAUCCCCCGUUCAGAGGCAGGACAAGACGAGGCCAGGCAAACGCACUCGGACGAUGGGACGGCGGAAAGCUCACAGAGACCCCAGAUCACACACAGACAUUCAGUCUAAUAAUAUGUUUACAGUGUUGAAGUAUGCCAUUUAAGAAAAUACUCUGUUAGUGUUGAUAAUGAUGCUAAAGUUUUCUCUUUUUUUUUUUCCUUCCUUUCUCCGUCGUUCUCUCCGAUAAUUUGGCAGUUUUUGUACGAUUUUCCUGGUGGAGGGGUUUUUACCUACAUUACUGUGUUUCUGUAUGAUUGCUUGUUCACUGUAUGGAAAUUAUGUAAAAUGCUCAGUCGUGGCAGAUAUUUUCUUUUUCCUUAUUUUUCAAACAACAGUGAUGUCACUUUGACUCCAGCUAUUUGCUUAUAUAUAUAUAUAUAUAUAUAUAUAUAUAUAUAUAUAAUUUUUGGGGGACUUUUUUUUUCCUUGAGCUAUCCUUAGUGGAUAUAAAACAAAAUGAUUGAAAAACAAGAAAACGGAGGAAAAUAAAGCUGAAGCAAAAACCCUUCGGGCAGUGCGGCGGUUUCGUGCAGGAAUUCUUCUCCAAAUCAAUUUUCAAGGACCUUCGUGGACUUUCAUGGUCUUCUCCUCAUGUUUGGUUGAAGGUCUUGUGAUGGCACUUAAAACUGUAAUUUUGUUUGGAUACAUUUUCAUAUUUCACUUUUCAACACUUUCACCUACACUCUUUGUACAAAAAAAAAGUUUCCUUGUUCCUUUUUUUUGUUUUGUUUUUGUUUUUGUUUUCAGGGCGGCGGGGGGGGGAGGGGGGGAAGUGGUGCAUCAUUGUGAAAAAAAAAAGUGUUUUCAGAACAGUACACAUCUGCUGUUUUGAACAUAUAUGUAUUUUUGUAAUGUGUUGAAAAAUCAAUACAAGAAAGCCAACACUUCAAUAAAUGUUGCAAUUGCUCUAUGAGAGAA
This is a messenger RNA of Xiphophorus maculatus (southern platyfish), 7369 nucleotides long. RefSeq names its product B-cell lymphoma/leukemia 11B-like (gene bcl11bb). The transcript is spliced from 3 exons. The record is from RefSeq and is a predicted model, not a curated record. Gene Ontology annotation, biological process: positive regulation of transcription by RNA polymerase II. Gene Ontology annotation, molecular function: DNA-binding transcription factor activity; RNA polymerase II cis-regulatory region sequence-specific DNA binding. The coding region runs from base 1436 to 3949 and encodes 837 amino acids. Gene Ontology annotation, cellular component: nucleus. Lineage: Eukaryota; Metazoa; Chordata; Actinopteri; Cyprinodontiformes; Poeciliidae.